Molecule: messenger RNA, 11470 nt
Organism: Anguilla anguilla (European eel)
Lineage: Eukaryota; Metazoa; Chordata; Actinopteri; Anguilliformes; Anguillidae
Product: girdin-like
Exons: 32
Coding region: 852-6668 (1938 amino acids)
Biological process (GO): cytoplasmic microtubule organization; cytoskeleton-dependent intracellular transport
Cellular component (GO): centrosome; cytoplasm
Molecular function (GO): dynein light intermediate chain binding; microtubule binding
Source: RefSeq, a predicted model, not a curated record
GUGGAGAAGAGGCGGUGCUUCGGCUCCACAGCCUUUCUCGGUCUAUGCAGCCGUUAGUUACUUGGCAAGCCGGGCUGAGAAGCGAAGGAUAAGAGCAUUCCUGUGGAAUCAUUAAUGAUAUAGACAGCUAGCAAAGCAGUCGGGGCCGGGGUGACUGUACGCACAAUUUCAUAUGAACAAAACGUUUGCCUGGCUAGCUAAUAUUGUGGAUGAGUCGACCUGCUCGUCAUUUUGAGGGAUUUUUCAAUUGAAUGAAGUAGCCAUCUAUUUUUUAUGCUUUUGGAUAUGAAAAAGGAUUCUUCCAUUUUUUCUGAGGAAAAAGUCAAUGCAUCGAUCCGGUCUUUUGUAUUUUCAAUAUUAGGAAGCAUUGCGUUCCAGUCCAGGGAAGGCGUGUGAAUUAAUUGCGGUGUUCUGUUGAAUUAAUGUCAUUCUCUCUCUGCAGUUGGCAAGCCUACUGUCUGUGUGUGGUUUCUUCUUAACGUUCGCUCGGUAGUAGACGGAAAAAAGGGAUUUUUGAACAAUGCGAAAUCCAGCGACUGCAUUCCUGGUUCAUGUCAAGAAAUGUAGCUAGAUAGGAGAUAGCUAUCUUGUUGGAUAGCUAACGUUAACUAAUUAGCUAGCGCUCCUUAUUGCAGUGCUUUCCCUCAAACGUUGUAAUACUGGAUUUCAAUAAAUAUUUGGAUGUAAUGGGAUAUGAGUGUCUAUAAAAAUAAUUCAUUCAACUGCACGAGCAGCGCCACUUAAAGGUCAGCAUAUUUACUGGGCAGAAAAGAAAAUCAUCUAAAACCAAAGGAUAUACCUUUUUCUUUUUACAUUUCUGGGAUAAUUGGCUAGCUGACAAUCUACCCAAAAUGGAAUGCGAAGUAUUUACGCCUUUGCUGGAGCAAUUUAUGGUAACCCCGUUGGUUACUUGGGUGAAGACUUUCGGACAAUCUUUUGGAAAAGGUGGCAACAAACUUUCGGAAUACAUUGACCUAGUGGACGGCAUCUGUUUAAAUGAGAUCAUGCUCCAGAUAAAUCCGAAGGCUUCGGUUCAGAGAACCAACAAGAACGUGAACAACGACUCGACGCUGCGGAUACAGAACCUGAAGAUUCUGAUUGGCCAGAUCAAGUCGUACUACCAGGAGACGCUGCAGCAGCUGAUCAUGAUGCCGCUUCCCAACAUCCUGGUGCUGGGCAAAACCCCUCUGUGCGAACAAAGUCUGGAGGAAAUGAAGAAGCUGUUGCUGCUGCUGCUGGGAUGUGCGGUCCAGUGUGAGCAGAAGGAAGAGUACAUAGAGAAGAUCCAGGGCCUGGACUUCGACACAAAGGCGGCCAUCGCGUCUCACAUACAGGAGGUGACCCAUAACCAGGAGAAGGUGUUGGACCUGCAGUGGCUGGAGGCAGGCUCGCUCGCCCCGGAGGACCUGGACUCUCUCUCCAGGAGCAUGGCCUUCCACCUCAAGCGGCUGGUGGACGAGAGGGACGAGCAGCUGGAGACGAUCGUGGAGCUGACUCAGGAGAGGGACUGCGGCCAGCUCGCAGCCCCCGCCCCCAGCGCCCAGUCCCCCAACGACUCUCCCAGCAUGCACCGCACCGAGAGCCGCCAGCACCUGUCCGUGGAGCUGGCCGACGCCAAGGCCAAGAUCCGCCGCCUCAGGCAGGAGCUUGAGGAGAAGAGUGAGCAGUUGAUGGAUUGCCGGCAGGAGUUGGAGAAUCUGGAGGUGGAGCUUAAGAGGAUCCAGCAGGAGAACAUGCAGCUGCUGUCGGACGCGCGGUCGGCCCGGGCGUACCGCGACGAGCUGGACGCCCUGCGAGAGAAGGCCAUCCGUGUGGAUAAGCUGGAGAGCGAAGUGGGCCGCUACAAGGAGAGGCUGCACGACAUCGAGUUCUACAAGGCCAGAGUGGAGGAGCUGAAGGAGGAUAACCAGGUGCUGCUGGAGACUAAGACCAUGCUGGAGGACCAGCUGGAGGGCUCUAGGGCACGCUCAGACAAGCUCCACGAGCUGGAGAAAGAGAGCCUGCAGCUCAAGGCCAAGAUCCACGACAUGGAGAUGGACCGGGACAUUGGCAGGAAGCGGAUCGAGGAGCUCCUGGAGGAGAACCUGGCCCUGGAGAUGGCUCAGAAGCAGAGCAUGGACGAGUCUCUGCACCUGGGCUGGGAGCUGGAGCAGCUGACCAAGGCCCCCGAGCUCAGCGAGGCAGUCCCGCAGAAGUCCCUGGGUCACGAGGUGAACGAGCUGACCUCCAGCCGCCUGCUGAAGCUGGAGAAGGAGAACCAGGCGCUGCUGAGGACGGUGGAGGAGCUGAAGGGCGCCGGCGAGCCCGCGGAGGAGGGAGGCGCGCGUCUCCUCCGGGCGGAGCAGGAGAACCAGAGGCUCACUCAGAAGCUGGAGCAGCUGCAGACCGAGCUGCGCGCAGACAGGCAGGGUCUGCACAGCUCAGAGAGCCUCAGCGCUGACCUGAUGAAGGAGAAAGCCCAGCUGGAGAAAACACUGGAGACACUGCGGGAGAACUCUGAGCGACAGCUGAAGGUUCUGGAGCAGGAGAACGAUCACCUGACGCAGACGGUGGCCUCGCUGCGGCAGCGCUCGCAGGUGAGCGUGGAGGCGCGCGUCCGGGACGUGGAGAAGGAGAACCGCGUCCUGCACGAGUCCGUCAAGGAGACGAGCGCGCGGCUGAGCAAGGCGGAGUUCGAGCGCAAGCAGCUGCGGCGGGAGCUGGAGGAGCGGCGGGAGGCGGGCGAGCGGGCCGAGGAGCUGGAGGCGGAGCUCCGGCGGCUGGAGCGGGAGAACGAGGGCCUGGCGAAGCGCGCGGCGGGCCUGGGCGCCGCCCGCGACCGCGCCGAGGCGCUGGAGCGCCACAACGGCGAGCUGGAGGCGGAGGCGCGGCGCCUGAGGAAGAGGCUGGACGGGCUGCGGGGCACGGAGCUCCAGCUGGAGGCGCUGGAGAAGGAGAACGCCCAGCUGGAGGAGGAGAACCUGGAGCUGCGCCGGUCCGGGGAGGCGCUGCGGGCGGCGGAGCAGGAGAACCGGGAGCUGGAGGCGGAGCGGAGCCAGCUGCGGAAGAGCCUGGAUCUCCUGCGCGCCUCCUCCAAGAAGACGGAGCGGCUGGAGGCCAGCUGCCAGGGCCUGGACACGGAGAACCAGCGGCUGCAGAAGGCCCUGGAGAACAGCAGCCGCAAGAUCCAGCAGCUGGAGGACGAGCUGCGGGAGGUGGAGGCGGAGAACCAGGGCCUGCAGCGCAGCCUGGAGGAGCUGAAGGUCUCCAGCAAGCGCCUGGAGCAGCUAGAGAAGGAGAGCCGGGCGCUGGAGCAGGAGACGGCCCAGCUGGAGAAGGACAAGAAGCAGCUGGAGAAGGAGAACCGGCGGCUGCGGCAGCAGGCCGAGAUCCGCGACGCCUCGCUGGACGAGAGCCACGCCCGCCUGGCCCGCCUGGAGCAGGAGAACCGCGCCCUGGGCAAGGAGGCCGCCGUCUCCAGGGACUCCUGCGGCCGCGUCCGCGACCUGGAGAAGGACAACAAGGAGCUGCUCAAGCAGGCCACCAUCGACAAGAAGACCCUGCUCACCUUACGAGAGGAGCUGGUGAGUGAGAAGCUGCGGACUCAGCAGAUGAACAACGAUCUGGAGAAGCUGACGCACGAGCUGGAGAAGAUCGGCCUGAACAAGGAGAGACUGCUGCAGGACGAGCAGAACACGGACGACAGCAGGUACAAGCUGCUGGAGUCUAAGCUGGAGUCCACGCUGAAGAAGUCCCUGGAGAUCAAGGGGGAGAAGAUUGCCGCCCUGGAGGCCAGGCUGGAGGAGUCAUCCAACCUCAACCAGCAGCUGCGGCAGGAGUUGAAGACUGUGAAGAAGAACUACGAGGCCCUGCGGCAGAGGGAGGAGGAGGAGCGAAUGGUGCAUAGCUCCCCCCCGAGGGCAGGGGAGGAGGUGCAGGUGGCCAGCAGGUGGGAGAAGGAGAGCCAGGAGGCCACACGGGAGUUACUGAAGGUCAAGGACCGGCUCAUUGAGGUGGAGAGGAACAACGCCACGCUGCAGGCGGAGAAGCAGGCGCUGCGCACGCAGCUGAAGCAGCUGGACACGCAGAGCGCAAACCUGCAGGAGCAGAUCCUGGCUCUGCAGCGGCAGACCGCCUCCCUGCAGGAGAACAACACCACCCUGCAGACGCAGAACGCCAAGCUGCAGGUGGAGAACUCCACCCUGAACUCGCAGAGCGCCGCCCUGCUGGCGCAGAACGCGCAGCUGCAGAGCCAGCAGUGCAGCGCCGAGAGCGAGCGGGAGGGGGCGCUGCGGGAGCGGGAGGACCUGCGCUGCGCCCACGAGCUGCUGCUGCGCGACCACGAGAAGCUGGCGGCGCUGCACGAGCGCCAGGCCGCCGAGUACGAGGCGCUCAUCAGCAAGCACGGCGGCCUCAAGGUGGCGCACAAGAGCCUGGAGCUGGAGCACCGCGAGCUGGAGGACCGGUACAACCAGCUGCUCCAGCAGAAGGCCCAGCUGGAGGACCUGGAGAAGGCUCUGAAGGCUGAGCAGGAGAAGAUGCUUCUGGAAAGCAAGAACCACGAGGCCACCGCCAAAGAGCUCCACAAACUGAAGGAGGAGAACGACAAGCUGAACCAGACGUACCAGCAGCUGGUGAAGGACAACGAGGGCCUGCAGGCCGAUCACAAGAGCCUGAAGAGCCAGCUGAACAGCAGCAGGCUGGAGCACACCCGCCUGGAGGCCGAGUUCUCCAGGCUGAAGGAGCAGUACCAGCAGCUGGACAUCACCUCCACCAAACUGACCAAUCAGUGCGAGCUCCUGAGCCAGCUGAAGGGGAACCUGGAGGAGGAGAACCGGCACCUGCUGGACCAGAUCCAGACCCUGAUGCUGCAGAACCGGACCCUGCUGGAGCAGACCAUGGAGAGCAAGGACCUGUUCCACGUGGAGCAGAGACAGUACAUAGACAAACUGAACGAGCUGAGGAGGCAGAAGGAGAAGCUGGAGGAGAAGAUCAUGGACCAGUACAAGUUCUACGACCCCUCCCCCCCACGCAGACGAGGGAACUGGAUCACGCUGAAGAUGAAGAAGCUGAUCAAGCCGAAGAGCCGCGAGAGGCAGCGCUCGCUGACGCUCACGCCCCCCCGCUCCGAGUCCAGCGACGGCUUCCUGGGCCCCGCCCCCCAGGACAGCCAGGACAGCUCGUCCAUGGGCUCGCUGGACGACACGCUCAGCCACAAGAGGAGCAGCAGGAAGAGAGAGAAGUACAUCCAAUUGCAGUGCCCCUCUAACGCCCUGAAACGGUUGCCCUUUAUGAGGAACAGGUCCAAGGAGAAGGACAAAGUGAAGGCAGCCUACCGCCGCUCCAUGUCCAUGAACGACCUGCUGCAGACCAUGGCCCUGGCGGGGGCCCAGUGGCCGGGCAGCUCGGAGAACCUGGACGGGCCGGAGGCCCCCGAGGGCGGCCCCCGCAUGGAGCUGGGCUCCAUGGCCUACUCCACCACCGCCAUCAACUACGCCACCCUGCGCCUGCCCUCCCGCCACCGUGCCCAGCAGCAGCGCGCCGCCAAAGACAACGCGUCCAGCGAGGACGUCGCCCCAACCUCAUCGGACAGCAUCAACGGGCCGAGGAGUCAAGGCACAGUGAAUGGCAGCCACAGUCGCCCCCACAGUGAGAGCAGUGGGGAGUUCAGUCUCAGUCUGGAUAAUGAGGCCUGGUCCAGCAGCAGCAGCCCCGUCCAGCAGCCCCCCUCCCACAGAUCGUCCCGCCAGAGCCCCCAAAUCUUCCGCAGGAGCCUGGAGCCCCCCGUCCCGCAGGCCCAGGGCACAGCCUCCUCGCCUGGGAGCGAGGUGCUGUCCCUGCAGCAAUUUCUGCGGGAGAACAAGGACCCAGCGGAGUCUGACAGACAGGAGGCUCCCCCAAUGGAGACCAGCCGCAGGACCUCAGAUUCCGCGAGGGCGGAGCCUAAAGAGCGCGCCGCCCGCAGCGGUAAGGGCAUCCUGCGCUCGGCCAGCGGGAGGGCCGACCCCACCCCCGAGGGGCGGGCCCUGAAGGGGGCGGGGCGGCCGGCGCUGCGGAAGGCGGAGAGCGCGCGGGUGAAGGUCCGAGCCGCCUCCACGUCGGACUGCCCCGCCUCCUCCACCCUGCCCCGCGCCAGCAGCGUCAUCUCCACCGCCGAGGGCACCACCCGCAGGACCAGCAUCCACGACUUCCUGUCCAAGGACGCCCGGUCGCCCGUCUCCGUCGACCCCGCCCCCGCAGGCGGCCAGGCCACGCCCAGUGAGUACCUCCCGGAUCCACACCCUUGCAAGCGCCCCCCGCCCCUGACCAAAUCGGCCAGUGUCCCGGGCUCCGCCCCCAGCUCCUCCCCCUGGCUCUUUAGCCCCUCCUUCACCGUAGACUCUCUCUUUACGGACACCAUCUUCGGCGAGCCCGCGCCAGCCCCUGCCGUUAAGAGCCACGCCCUCCUGUCACUCAACACCUCCCUCGUCAGCAACAUCACCGGCCCACGCCCAAACCCCACCCCCGGCCCCGCCCCCUGCACCCACACCCCAGGACGGGAGCCCGGGGCGAACGCGGCCCCCGGGCAGCCCCCCCACCACACUAACGGUGAUGUCACCACUCCUGAUCACGUGAUUCCCGACCCCCAAUCCCGGGCCUCGUCCCCUGAGGAGCCGGCGCCCCUGUGGUACGAGUACGGCUGCGUUUGAUCCCGCCGCCGCGGGCGUCCCGGGCCGCCGCGUCCCCGAACCGAUCCCACAUCCCGCCAAAUCCCCUGCUUCGGGACGUUUGGCGAGAAGUGGGCGCGCCCACCUGCAUGUUUGGGAAAGACUGGCGCCUCUCAGCUUGCUUGAAUGAUUGAGAAAUCGCUGUCCUCCUGAUCUGUGCUGUCAGGUGUGUGGGACUAUCCUCUGUCUAAAACCCCAUUUCCCCUCUGACUCAGCGAAUGACCUCACCCCCAUGAUCCACCUGUGAUGUUUCCUUUGUAAAUAUCUCAUACGUCUCUGUUAACCAUGCGGAUCCAGCAAAUAUGUCAAUUCAUCUGUUAAUCUGCUCAUGCUUUGACAAUUGAUUCUUUUUUAAUUCACUCAUUUUAUUUGCAUUGUAAUUUUGUAAUUUUUGUUCAUUUUUAACUGGCUUAUUACAUACAGAAUAGUGUGUAUCUAGCAUGAUUAUCUUGAUAAUUAUUUAUGAUAAUGCAACUCAUAAAUAACAAAUUCAGCAUAAAAAGCUGUAGAUUUGCUAAGGUGUUCAUAUCGUCAGUUAUAGAAGGGUAGGAGAGACAGAGGUAGUUUUGGCUUAAAUGUGACACUUUUCAAUAUUGAAAAAUCACACAUAAUGUACAGAACCGGUAGUGUGACAGUUGGUAUCACUAAACGGUUAACAUGGAAACCUAACUGAUAAAUUUAAUGUAAUUAAUGCCAAAAAACAAUAAUUUAUAAGAAUAUGAAAGGCUAAUUACUUUAAUACCAUCUUUUUCAACAACACAAAGUAUGAUAGCUUUAAAAAUGUUACACUUUGAGUCCCGGUAUUGGUGCUGAUAGAAACAGUCUGUCUGAAGUAGCUGUUUACAGGCAUUAAUGUGCUAAAAGUUCUGGAAGUUUCUUGCCUUUAAGUAUAAACGCUUGUGGAACGAGCUGGAAUCUCUAAGGGCCCUGAUGGUGUGUCAUAUUAAGGUCAUUUUAAGGGCUGACUCACACGUCUGUAUACAUGGCUUCUGGGAAAAGAUACUGACAGCGGCUGAGUUCUGUUCAUAAGGCUCACAAUUUGUUUUUUAAAAUGUACAUAAUCUACUUACGCUCUGAUUUGUCUUGGGGACAGAAGCAUAUUGUUUAAUGUUAAGUUAUACAACCAAAUUAAACUCAAGUUUAUAAGCUAGUUAAUCGUGUAUUUAAAUAUUUUUUAUCAUUUCUGUGUUGAAGGGUUUUUGGUUUUAAGAGCUUAAUUUAGGGUGUGGUGGUACAGAUGUACAGACGUGUUUGUUGAAAGUGUUUUUUGUGUGUGUGUGAGACGUGUGAAAGCUGCGGGGAGGCGUGAUCUUAGCGUGUCCCCGCAGAUCACCAGCAUGUUCACCGAACCGCAUGGCUGCGCUCCUCCUCUCGUCUGUCACCAGGCCGCCAUUUUGACCGUCGCAAUCAAAAUGGACAUGCGUUCGGUCUCAUGCUCCUUUUGCUUUGUCCAGGAUCAGUCCCAGAAAUGUAACUCUGCUGAGUUCUCCGCAGUAAGGUGGCUACAGUUCUGCUUUUCCUUGUAUAUGGGGGCUGGAAGAUGCUUUUUUUCAUUCACACGGCUAAUUUCAGAUACUCAAAUGAAAUUCUAAUAGUCUUUGGCAAACUUUGUCAAGGUAAAAAAAAAAUACAGCCCAACUGAAGAGUAAUCAUGUCUCAUUUUGCAAGACAAGGACAGGUUCUAGUGAGUGAACCAUGGGAGCUUUUUUGGAAUGAAACCAGUCCCCAUAAAGGCCCUAGUGUGUGAUUUUCAAGCCAGUCUGAAACACGGCCUUUAUGAAGUCAGCCCCCAUAAUGAUCAACCACAAGAAAGGCGAAACUGUGACCACCUUAUUGAGCCGCGUUCGGUGUGGAGGAAGCAGAAACUUGAUUUUGGCCAACGUGCCCCGGGACCGUGGAAGUGCGCGUCCGUUUCAUUCUGUCCUCCGUUUGCCCUCGUCUUCGCCGCGGCGCGAGACGGCGCGCUGGCCCCGCCCAGCGUGUCACGUGUCACAGCGAGUGCCUUUGUUCUGCAGAUGUGGAGGGUUUAAAGGCACGCAGAAAGUCGCAAAGCAGGACAGGGGAGCGCCAGAGCUCCUAAAACGCAGCCUUCUCCCCACCGCCGCUGCCGGAGGAGCGGCUUCCAGUGAAAGAAAAGUGACCUUCCUGCUGUCGGUCUGAAGCCUUUUUAUAUCUGGUCUACUGAGAUGGUCUUCAGUCAAAAAAAGGUGAACUUUAAAAAGAAGCAAAAAAAAAACCCAUCAGAUUCCUUCUUCAGUAGAGAACUAGACUUCCUGCCUUUCCUUGAAUCAAGGAGAAAUCACUUCCCUCAUAAAUUGUAUUGUGACAAGUUUCCCAUUUUUUUGUGAACAUUUGACUGCCAGUGGCGAAUUGCACUGCCUUGUGGUUUUAACACUCUGCUAAUGAGCACACACAAUGGACUGGUGUUUCUGUGCCAAGAUCCACUCCUGGGAAAAAAAACCCGCCAAGCUUUUCACGGAGCUCGAGGACCGGAACACGCCGGAGUCUUCUGUCAAACUCCAUUCUUAAAGCGUGUAAAAAAAAUGCGACUUUCUCCAGGAAUGGCUCUGUCUCCGUUCAGUCACCGCGUAGCCUUUUAACUGCACGCGGAGGCCAGAAACGGAGUCUUAACAACACCCUGGACGAAGCGGUCGAAUCUUCAUGAUCCCUCCGCAGAACAGACAUGGAUGCAAGUUCUCCGUUUUUCCCCCCAGAUGUACGGAAACAGCAUUACGGGAGGACCUUUUAUAUCGCUUUUUUUGGGUUUCGUUUUUACCGCGGUGUGCUGGAUGCCGAACGGAGCUCGGACUCGUGGAACACGGACUGCAUGUUGCUGCAGGAGUGAAGACGGUCGUUUCGUUUGGUCCUUUUUCCCCGAUUGAGUACAGUUCGAUUCCUUUUCCACAGACAUAAAUGCAUUUGAUGUGAGCCCUGCCAGUGUUUUAUUUGUCUGACGAUCCAUCUCCUGCGCACCACUGACUAUUAUGACUAUUAUAUUUAUUUGAUGAAUCAGCGUUUUGUUUUAUUUAAGACAUUCAGCAGAUUUUCUAAUCCUGAGCAACGUACUUAACUUACAUUAUUUUACAUUAAGUCAGUUUAGAUAUUCAGUGAAGCAAUUCAGGUUAAGUAUUACUCAAAUGUACACUUGUGUGCUCUACCCAGGAAUCAACGCAACAACGUUGGAGUUGCAAGGCCAAUUCACUAACCAUUAUGCUACACUACUGCCCGUCUGCAAACACCCUUGAUUGGGGUAGACUGCCCACUGCCAUGCUUCAAUACAGUGGACCAUUUUAUUCAAUUGUACUGUAAAUGUGCUACAGCAGCUGUGCCUCUACUGGAUUCAGACCCGCAAACCCAGUUCCAAUGUCACUAUACCACUCUAACUUUUCCUCUUGACCUUACCUAUUUCACAUCUGGCUCCUGAAGAUUUUUUGGAUUUAACAGGCCUUCUGGUUAAUUCUGUACAGUCAUUCAGUGGAAACAGUGCAGGUCUGUUUGAUAAAUAAAGUCAUUGUACUUCCUUACUGAAAGUCGGUAUUAAAGAAAUCUCUGACGACCCUGAGAAAUGGACAAUGGGAACCAUUAGAAGACACUGUAGGACGCCGCCUCUAGACCUGCAGUGGCAAAUGCAGUACCUUCCCGUUUUAACAGGUACUGGUGUUUUCAUCUCCCAAGAAAUUCCUCCCAGUCCAGUUCAACGGACAUAUUUUCCCACUAAACUUCAUGUUUUUAAAGAUCCCCUAUUUUUGGGGGUAAAGACCCAGCGUGAACCCUGGAUGGUGUGUUUUGCUGUAAAUUCUGUAUAUUCUAUUAGUACAAUGGUCCCUCAAGAUGGGGACCCACAGCAGUAUGAUGUCCUGGCCCCAAAGACAGUCGUGUACAGGCUAUCAUUGGUAUCAUUGGUCUCUGUGGCAAAAGCAGGAGUCUAAUGAUGUUAUGGAGGUCUUGUCAAAGAUGUAAAAAAUGGAUUCCACACCAGCGUAGUAACUGGGAUGUUUGUUGCUAGAAUGAUGAGUCAGUCCCAGCACUCAUUCUGGUUGGUUAAAUUGGACUAGUCUCACUGCUCUAAUCUGAUUGGUUAAACUGGGUUAGUCUCAAUGCUCUAAUCUGAUUUGUUUAACUGGGCUUUUGAUAGCACCUAUAUCAUCAUUUCCAUCUUCCAGUUAUCACUGGAGUGAACACCCACCAAUUAAACACUGCCUUUUACCAUGUACCCUAUCCUUGGUCUACCACUGACUCAUAUGACAGAUCUCUGAGCAAAAUACAACAAAAUGGCACUGAAUUAUGCCACAGGAGAAUUGUAGAAGUACCCAAGAAGACUUGUAGUCCAGGUUAGAUGUUGGAAAUUAAGUUUUUUUUUUUUCCCUGUUCCUGCUUGUGAAAGCUCCCAUUGUAGGAUGUUCUUAUUUCCCCGACAUUGCAGGGAGUGUUUCGCUACUGGGGAUUUGCUGUUUAAUAAGGUUAGAUGAGAAAGGUGCCAUUGCCAACUAUUGUAGACACUGACACCUGCUGGAGAAAGAGGUGUAACAACAGCAUCUGUUUCUUUUUAGAGCUCAGUACCCACAACUUAUCCAUCCAUACACUGGCCCAUACAAGCUUUUGAUUGUUUUUAUUCUUUAUGUGCUGGAUUUAGAAAAUCUUUGAAAAUUUGUAAAACUUAAGUUUAUACCAAUAUUCACCUACUGCCUAGUAAAAAAAGAGGUUCAAGUUUUGUGAUCCUGGCUUAAUUGUUAAAUAUAAGCCAGUUGAUUCCUAAAAAUAAACUUAAGUCAUUGGAAUUUAGU